Molecule: messenger RNA, 870 nt
Organism: Aureobasidium melanogenum CBS 110374
Lineage: Eukaryota; Fungi; Ascomycota; Dothideomycetes; Dothideales; Saccotheciaceae
Product: peptidase C15, pyroglutamyl peptidase I-like protein
Exons: 3
Coding region: 1-870 (289 amino acids)
Biological process (GO): proteolysis
Source: RefSeq, a predicted model, not a curated record
AUGGAUGAUAAUCAUGGUGUCAGAUCUAUUACCGUGUUGGUUACGGGCUUUGGUCCCUUCCCCCGCGGCGACGGCACAACCUACUCAAAAAACACCUCCCACGAGAUCUCAAAAUUGCUACCUCAGACCCUCCCCGCUAGGUCUCAAUUCAAUCCUUCUUCUCACCCCAUUGUAAUCCUCAACCCCACAGCCGCAGAGGGAGCAGCCGUACGCGUCGAAUACGCACACAUCCGCAGCUACACAUCUGCUCUGCAUGACUCGUCAGGUACGACAGCUGACUUGAUACUGCACAUGGGAAUGGCCGAUGGCUGGGACUUUGUCUCCUGCGAGCGCAGAAGCUAUAAACAGACUUUUACCUCUGGAUGGGCUGGAAAGUUUUUAGGGCUCGGAAGGUAUUAUAUGAUCAAAGAUGCAGCAGGGAAGACAGUUCAAGAUGCAGGACCCAACCCUUGGGGUGAGGAAGUCCCUAUAGGCUUGGGUACGGGAUUGAAUGUUGAUGAUGUUGUGGAGAAUGCAGGUAAAGUGUUGAAGACGGCGUUUGGAAGGGAUAUUAGAGCUCAUGAGGAUGCGGGGACUUAUUGUUGUGGGUUUAUCUAUUAUGAGAGUUUGGCUAAUAAGUUCACAAAACAAACCCCAGCAGAAGUACUCUUCUGCCACGUCCCAGGCGACCUGGACAGACUCAACCUCCACGCAGCAGCAAAUUCCAUCUGCGCCAUCAUCGGUGCCGCCGCCGCACAAAUCCUCGAGAAUCGCAGGCUUGAUCCUUCUCAAAAUGUCGAUGUCGUGACACAAGAAUCUGUUAGUACUGUUUCUGCCGCACAAAAACAGAGGGCAAUGGAAUUGAUGGCUAGUGGUGGCUUUGAGGCUUGA